GCUGGAGAAGAAGAAGAAGAGGAACAGCAGGACGUGUUUACAUUCAGCAGGAGUGUGUGAGAGAAAGAGUGAGUGUGUGUGUGUGAUGGCGCAUCUUCAGCUCCUCGUCUCCGCCGUGUGUGUGCUGUUAAGUGUGUGUCAGGCUCAGAUUUAUUCCGCGAUCUAUGAGGAGGAAACCGCGCGACUGCAGCUGAUAGAAGGCGCGCACACACACUCUGUAGCGGAGGCCAACUUCACUGACCACAUCAACACCACCGGGUGGGCGUAUCUGGAUCUGAGCAGCAGUGCUGAUUAUAAUGACUCUCUGCAGGCGUACGCUGCUGGACUGGUGGAGGGCGCCGCCACCACACAGCUCCUCUACAAGCACUGGAUGAACACACUGAUGGGUUACUGCGGGCCGUUCUCUUCUGACGUCGGCUUCUGUGAGCGGCUGAAGGACUACGUCACCACUAACCUGCAGUGGAUGUGGCAGCAGAUGGAGACGCACACACACUCUCCAUACUGGCAUCAGGUGCGAUUGUCUUUACUGCAGCUCCAAGGAUUGGAGGACGGCUACAACGGGAGGAUUCAUUUCCCAUCCGGAAGCUUCUCCAUCAAUCCCUUCGGCUUCCUUCUCUUCCAGAUGGGUGGAGAUCUGGAGGAUCUGGAGGCGGCGCUGAAUAAAUCCAGCCAGUCUCGUACUGUGGGUUCAGGCUCCUGCUCCGCUCUGAUCAAGCUGCUCCCGGGCAACAAGGACCUGCUGGUGUCGCACGAUACCUGGAACAACUACCAGUCCAUGCUGAGGAUCAUGAAGAGAUACAGCUUGAGCUACCGCACGGCUCCCACAGAACAGGAUGUUAUUCCUGGAGCCGUGCAGGUGUUUUCCUCUUAUCCGGGCAGCAUCUUCUCCGGAGACGACUUUUACCUGAUCAGCAGUGGUUUGGUUACUUUGGAAACGACGAUCGGCAACAGUAACGCGGCGCUGUGGAAGUUUGUGCGUCCGGUCGGGUCCGUGAUGGAGUGGCUGAGGAACAUCGUGGCCAACCGGCUGGCGGGAGACGGACAGAGCUGGGCCCAAAUAUUCAGCAGAUAUAACAGUGGAACCUACAAUAAUCAGUGGAUGGUAGUGGACUAUAAGAACUUCGUCCCGGGACAGGCCUUCGCAAAACAAGGGCUUUUCACAGUUCUGGAGCAGAUCCCGGGAAUGAUCAAAACCGCAGAUAAAACUGAAGAGCUGUUUCAGACGGGCUACUGGGCCAGCUAUAACAUCCCGUACUUCGAGGAGGUGUUCAAUGCCAGCGGAGGUCAGGAGCUGGUCCAGAAGUACGGAUCCUGGUUCUCCUUCAGCCAGAACCCAAGAGCUCAGAUCUUCCGCAGGAACCAGACGCAGGUGACCGACAUCCAGUCCAUGGAGCGUCUGAUGAGGUAUAAUAACUAUCUGGAGGACCCUCUGUCCCGCUGUGAGGAGUGCGACCCGCACCAGAAUGCUGAGAACUCCAUCUCUGCCCGCUCAGACCUGAACCCUGCGAACGGCUCGUACCCAUUCGGUGCGCUGCGGCAGCGUCCACACGGAGGAACCGACAUGAAGAUGACCAGCUCCAGCAUGUUCCGGCAGUGGGAGCUGCUGGCCGCCAGCGGGCCGUCCUGUGAGCAGACACCGGUGUUCCAGUGGAGCCGCUCGCCCUACAGCUCACUCCUGCACAUGGGUCAGCCGGACCGCUGGGACUUCCCCACCGUACACGUGCGCUGGGCCACAUGAGGACCAGAACCACGCCAUGAUCAAUACCAGCACUGCAGUCUCAGGAAUCAGCCCAUAUCAAUAAUCAAUAAGGCUCAGUUCUGUCAUCUUAAAUGCACAGAUGACAUGGUCAAUAAAUCUGUCAUCAACAUGAUUGUCAUGAGGCAUUAUAACUGCAUCAUGAACAUUCUUCUGAUCAUCUGUUUUUACACUGUUAGUUUGUGACAGCCUCAUGAAUAUUUAAUGACAAAGUCAGCUUGUUCCAAUAAAUAUCAAUGACACUGUUAUGAAAUCCACGACAUGUUUAUAACGUCCUCGUGCCAGUCAUGUUGAUGACAGAUUUAUGAUGAGUUUGUUUCUUGUCAGGUUGUCAUAAUGUCAUCUUUAAACUGUAAUGACUGAGCGAAUGACACUUAAUAACAGUGGUUAUAAGCAUGAAUAACAUCUCAUUCACAUUACUGACAUGAUUAUAAAGGGUUAAUGACAGUCUUAUGAACACUCCAAGUGAAGUGUGAAACUUCUGAUUAAGAGGAUGAGUGUUAUACUGAUGUAAUGUGUUUCUUCUGAAAUGUCCUGUGUUCAGUAAAUCCAGAUGUGAUUGA
Messenger RNA from Danio aesculapii, 2319 nucleotides. RefSeq names its product phospholipase B domain containing 2 (gene plbd2). Gene Ontology annotation, cellular component: extracellular region. The record is from RefSeq and is a predicted model, not a curated record. The coding region runs from base 86 to 1738 and encodes 550 amino acids. Lineage: Eukaryota; Metazoa; Chordata; Actinopteri; Cypriniformes; Danionidae. The transcript is spliced from 12 exons. Gene Ontology annotation, biological process: phospholipid catabolic process. Gene Ontology annotation, molecular function: glycerophospholipase activity.